AUGUCGACAACAACAGACACCAAUCAACAAAUCAUUGUUGUUGUUGUAGCUGGAGGUGGCCCAGUUGGUCUAACAUUUGCGCUUAAUUUAACAAUGAUGAUGGGCAAAAAUGCUAAGAUCAUUAUUUAUGAGGGACGAUGGUUCGUUGAUGGUCAAGCUGGAGGUGGCCCAGUUGGUCUAACAUUUGCGCUUAAUUUAACAAUGAUGAUGGGCAAAAAUGCUAAGAUCAUUAUUUAUGAGGGACGAUGGUUCGUUGAUGGUCAAGGUGAGAUGCGUUGGCAAGACGAAAAACAAGGAAAAACACGUCGUGAUCAAGUUGUAACAUUACAAGAUCAUGUCAUAGAACAAAUGCCUGAUUAUAUUAAACAAGGUCUUUUUCGAAACAUAGAAGAACGUGUUUGGCCAACAUCAAGAAAUAUUCCAAUUCGAGAAGUUGAAGAUCGUCUCUUUGAUCUUCUAAAACCAUUUGUGCACAAUGGUCAAAUUGAACUUGUUCCAGAAAAUUUAAAUGAACAAUCCGAAUGUCUCAUUAAAGGUAAUUUCGACAUUUUAGUUGGUGCAGAUGGUGCGAAUUCUUUUGUACGUCGUUAUUGUAAUAUUCAAAUGAUAAGUGAAGGUCUUGAAUAUGCAUGUGGCGUAGCGUAUAAUAUUCCAAAUGAUGUUCCGUCAUCAGAAGCACCACUUCAUCAAGCAAUGAAUUGUGUUUUAACUGUUAGUCAAACUCGUUAUUUGGUUAAUUCAUCUACAAGUCGACACGGCUAUUUGAACAUUCGUCUUACACACGAUGAAAUGGAUGAAUUACGAAAUCGAUUACAAACGUUUCAAUCAAACAAUGAGCCGAUAAAUUUAUUAGAUUAUAACAAAUGUCCACAAUCACCUGUGUGGACAAUUAUUCGACAAGGUUUAGACUUUUUUAGAAUAUCUCCAAAAUAUGUUUUUCGUGUCAUACCAAUUGAAAUUAAUGUUCGUCAUGCAUCGAUUGUUGUUCGUGAACUUCGCUUCGAAAUAGAUAAAAGUGAACGAAAACCAAGACAAAAUGAUGAGAAAAAGUACAAAACUGCACUAGCAUUUCUUGCUGGCGAUGCAGCAAUGUGUGUUCAUUUCUGGCCUGGUCGAGGAAUGAACAGUGGAAUGAAAGCUGCGAUGGCUUUAGCGCGUAACAUUGUUCGUACAUGCACAUCGAAAAACUCAAUUAACAUACGCAAACCAUUACGAUUCUUGGAUUUUCUCGAUUAUGAAGGCUUUAUGGCUCGACUUCGAGCGCGUGAACAGCAAGGUCGUUCGUUACGUGUAUUAGUUAAUCCUAUUGACAAGUCUGUUGAAGAAUCGUAUUCCUAUGCUCAUCUAGAGCAGUGCUAUAAAAAAUAUACGAAGAAGCUGAUUAGAAAAUUAACAGAAACUCGAGACCGUCUUCAAAAACUGGAUGGAUGGCCACAUCUUUCAAAUCCUAUCUCAGAUGAGCAAUUACAGUACGCUUCGAAUCGUAUAGCUCCGCAGGCUGUUGCUCAAUUGUCAUUAGCAAAUCCAUGGCCUACAAGAGAGAUGAGUGGAGCGGAUGUACUUGUUGAAAAUACAUUCCCAUAUGAUUUAAGAAACGCUUUCCCUGUUCCAGUAACAGCUUCUUUGAAUCUAAAGCGGGCUCCGUCACUCCUGAUCCGUUACAAGUAUCAUGUAUUAUGGGUCACUGGUGAUAAGCAAAAUGAGGGGGUUGAUAUUCUUAUCAAAGAUAUUCAAAAUUUACAAAAUACGUCAAAAACAUUCGGUACUACACACUCGAAUGAUGCCCUAACUGUUCUGAAAACUGUUGAAGAAGUCGAACAAUGGGUUACAAAAAAUCAAGCAAUGAUUAGCCAGUCGAAUAUUAUAUUCAAAGUUGUAACACUAUGGACAAUAGGAGCUGACAAAACGGCGAUUGAUGUUAUUCGAGCUGUUCGUGCUAAAUUAUCAAGAGCGCCUGUGCUGAUUUUUACAAAUAAAAUCGAAGAAAUUCAAGCAGCUGUUGAAUUUCCCAAUGUUGUUGUGACAGAUGCAGAAGUAGAGGUAAAAGAAUUUGUUGGAGCUAGACAAGAAACACUGUGGAAUACUGGUUAUCGCGUAUCAUAUAUGCAAGACACAGUACAAGGCGCCGUAUAUCACACUCCGAAGUUAGAAAAAGUAUCAACUACUGAAAUCAAAAAACAAUCAUUGGCAUCUGCUGAGUUGCCAUAUCCAUUGACAAGCUCUAGUCAGCCAAGUAUGCCAGCCGUGCCUAAUGCCAGUUUUUUUCAGUUUCCUUUACCAUCAUCACCACCAAAAUUAUUUAGUUCAUCUUAUCUGGAUAUGAACCGUUUUUCUAUAUCAAAGCCGAUGUUACUCUGGAUCGAUUCAUCCGAUAAUGAUCGAAAACUCAAGAAAGAAAUUGAAAAGAAUCAUCCUACACUCGAAAUUAAAUUCAAACCAACAUACAAAGAAGCAGAAGAAUAUUUAACUGCUAACUUACGUGACAUACAAGGACGAGAUAGAGUUAUCACUGUAUGUCGAGGCUUUUAUUCAACAGAGGAAAAAAGCUAUACGGAUAUUGCUCAACUGUUUGAUACUCUUGAUCUUGGAGAAUUACCUAUGGCAGUUUAUACAAGAAGUGUAACAAUGCUAUUGGAAAGAACACCAAAUCAUCCAAAAAGAGUAGAAAUCUUUGAUAAACAAAGUGCUUUGCUUGCUUUCAUUAAUCGGUACUUAUAA
Rotaria socialis is the source of this 2718-nucleotide messenger RNA. The record is from the annotation of a GenBank genome assembly. NCBI's taxonomy places the organism in Eukaryota, Metazoa, Rotifera, Eurotatoria, Philodinida, Philodinidae.